CUAAGUAACGUAACGUUAGAGAGACACGGUCAGCCACUCCAUCCUGGCGUCUGUGUGACGAGCAGUCUUCGAAAGUUUCCUCUCAUCUUCUACACUUUUGCACUAAACUUCGCAGCCAUGUCCGAGGCAAGUUCUUCGACUACGGGCAAUUCGGCUCCCACUACCGGUACCGGUACGACCGCCGAGUUGCUAGUCCGAGCGCCCAUCAAAAGAGCUAGACCUCAACUCAGUUGUACGCCGUGCCGCCAGGGGAAACUAAAGUGCAACCGUGAACAUCCCGUCUGCGAUCAGUGUGCGAAGCGUUCGAGGCAGGAAGUAUGCCAAUAUGUUCCCCCUCCACCCCGGAACAAGCAGGCCCAGAACAUGCGGGGUCGCAUCCGAAAUCUCGAGAGCCUGGUCGUCAACUUGAUCAAUCAGAAACAGCAAGAGGACGGCGCAAGUACUCCUGCUGCUCCAAGCAUCGAACCUACUGCUACCAAAGAGGUGGAGGAACUUAGUCUGGAAACUUUUGGCCAGAUGAGAAUCAGUAGCCAGGGCAAUGACCAUUACGUGGGAGCCGGCCACUGGUCGGCUUUGUUGAAAGAAAUUGAAGAAGUAAAAAACGGAAUCAAUGACGAUGAAGAAGAAGAAGAUCAAGGAGAGGAGUGGGACGAUGACGCCGCUCGAUCCACAGUAACUUUUGGGAUGCCCAGGCACAUCACGAAAACGCAGCUCAUACAGGAAAUGCCGUCAAAAGAAGAGUGCGACCGACUUCUUCCUCUGUGGUUUAAUAGUGCCGAUCCUCUUCUGUUCAUCAUGCACGUCCCUACUUUUCAAGAAGAGUACAAUCAAUUCUGGAUUGACGCUUCCUCGACAUCAGUCAUGUGGAUCGCUCUGCUAUACUCAGCCAUGGCUUUGGGCAUUAUACUAGGACCUCGAAACCCUGGCAUGAAUGCACACGCCGCGGCGUACGAUAACUCGUCAGGGUCCAUCUACAAUAGUACGGAUUCGAGCGGUACCAACGACUACCUAAACAGCGCGGUCAACCGCUUCCAGCAGCUAGCGUCCUCCGCAAUUGUCUUAGCAGACGUUACGAAAAGCCAGCCCUAUACGCUUGAAACCUUGAUGAUCUACAGCGAGUGUGAAUUCUUGCGUAGGGAUGACCAUCACUCAAAAAUCUGGCUGAUGAACGGGGUUUCCAUGCGCGUCGCGAUGAGAAUGGGAUACCAUCGCGACCCUAGUAACUUCAAAGGCAUGUCACCUUUCCAGGGAGAGAUGCGCCGGCGAGUGUGGCACGUCCUAAACAUGUUGGACACGCUGAUCUCCUUCGCCAUUGGUCUACCAGCCGUCGUCCGACGUAUAGAGAGUGACACGCGAGCACCGCAGAACCUAUAUGACCUAGAUCUAUCUCCUAAUAUGACGAAGAUGCCCAAGGCGAGACCCUCGUCUGAAUUAACGCCUGCUACAUACACCAUUGCGAAAGCGAAAAUAUGUGCAGUAUUUGCAGAGGCCGCGGAGCUAGCACAACGGAUAACACCGCCACGGUAUGCGAUUGUUGUGUCUCUCGAAAAGCGCCUCGAGGAAGCCCACGACCAAGUUCCUGAAGGGAUGCGUGUCCGUCCAGUACAAGACUGUGUCACUGAUGCGCCGGUGCUUAUCAUGGGUCGCUACAACAUCGAGUUGCUGUACUUGAAGACGAAACUUGUCUUGCACCGCGCCUUCCUCACAGCGGGCCAGACCGAUCCUAAGUACGCGGAAUCGCGCAAGAUAUGCGUCGACUCGGCGUUGGAGAUUCUUCGCUAUCACGUCACCAUCUUUCACGCUUGUCAACCCGGCGGGCAGCUGAACAAGGUUUGGUGGUACAUGUCGUCGCUUCAGACAUUUGAUUUCUUGCUGGCAGCAAUGGUCAUUUGCCUUGAACUUAACCACCUCCAAUCUACCGGCGAUUCUUCCUCGGGCAAAAUCUCGGACAUGUUUUCACUUCUGCAAAGCACCUACGAUAUCUGGGCCAACCAUCCCAACCGGUUCAGAGACUCUGUUCGAGGGGCUGAGAUUCUGAAGGCCAUGUUGAAAAAAUGCUCUUCACCAGGACGGUCCGGUCUUUCUCCGCAGGAUCCUGCUCCGAGCGGAUUUGAGAAGAAUACUUCAGAUCUCCCCAAAGAGAUGACACCAGAGUCUCUGCCGGAAGAGUUGCCACCGCAGAUCUGGAACAACUGGCCAUCUGCUGACAACAUGACUUUCGACGUGCCUGACAUCGCAUCUGAAAUUGAUUGGAAUCUGUGGGACUCUACUAUGAUGGGACAGGAUCACAUGCUACCGCCUACCAAUUGGGUCAACUCGAACAAUACAACAAUGGAAAGCUGGAUGGGUGCGACAUCCAAUGUCGAUAGCAUGAUAGCGCAAGGCCUCGAAGGAUUCACGGACCUACGCGAUCCACUGAACAUCUAUGGUCCCAGUGCCUUCAAUCCCGCUCCCCCUCCACCUUCAAGCACGAAUACAAGUUGAUAUUUGACUCUGUCACGAGGAAGUGUUGCGAGGGGAAGUGUAUUGCAUGCGUACUCUAGUGCAUUGUUGAAGUAGCAACGCUAUCGCACACGCCCCUGGCACUCGGCAUGUCCGGACAUGAGGACCUGUCUGCUACUUCUGCCUUGAGC
This is a messenger RNA of Paraphaeosphaeria sporulosa, 2633 nucleotides long. RefSeq lists its product as uncharacterized. Gene Ontology annotation, molecular function: DNA-binding transcription factor activity, RNA polymerase II-specific; DNA binding; zinc ion binding. Gene Ontology annotation, biological process: DNA-templated transcription; regulation of DNA-templated transcription. Gene Ontology annotation, cellular component: nucleus. The transcript has 4 exons. Bases 118 to 2484 code for a protein of 788 amino acids. The record is from RefSeq and is a predicted model, not a curated record. Lineage: Eukaryota; Fungi; Ascomycota; Dothideomycetes; Pleosporales; Didymosphaeriaceae.